UUGUAUAAAAUUGUGAACAAUUAUAUAAAUUACAAAAAUAAAAAUAUGACAGACAAACGCGCUCUAUUCAAAAAUUGGCUACUGGAAAAAUUAGUCGAGUGGAAGACGGAUGAAUCAGUUUUUGGUAAUUAUAUACUUGGUAUCUUGGAAGGCGAUGAUACGGAUGAGGAAAAAAAAGAUGCAUUAACUGAUUUUUUGAGUGUACUGGUCGAUAAUACCAAUUAUUUAGUUAAAAUGAUAUUCGAAAAAUGGAAAGAAUUAAUGACAGAAGAUAAUGCAACUGACAAACAUCCAGCCUCGUCCUCCAUUGACGUUACCGAUCAACUAACUAAAUUACUGGAAGCACAAAAAAUACGAACCGUUUCCAAAGAACGUCAAUAUACAGAGGAAGAGCGCCAAAUACGUGAACAUAUAUUAACACAAUACUCAGAAACUCCAGUUACUGAUGAUGAAUCUUCUGAUAAGCCUGAAGAAGCUACUAAGAAUAUCACUCCCAAAACUUUAACCGGUGUUGAACGCAAUACUAACGUUCACGAUGUUAUAAAGUUGCAAAAAGAACGUAGAGAACAAGCACGUCUUGAUAGUGCAGCCAAAAAACGUAAAGACAAAGAAGACCGUGAAAAGCAAAAACAACAACGUGAGGAGAAGAAAGAGAAACGUAAGACAGUAAAGGGCGAACAUCGUCGCUAAUUUCGUUGUUAAACUAUCCAUGUUAAAAA
Teleopsis dalmanni is the source of this 719-nucleotide messenger RNA. RefSeq names its product coiled-coil domain-containing protein 43-like. The coding region runs from base 46 to 690 and encodes 214 amino acids. The transcript has a single exon. The record is from RefSeq and is a predicted model, not a curated record. NCBI's taxonomy places the organism in Eukaryota, Metazoa, Arthropoda, Insecta, Diptera, Diopsidae.